AUGGAGAAACCGAAAAGUGUUCGUGCUGAUUUGUGGAGGAGAUUCAAGAAACUUGAAGAAAGAACAAAUGAGUUAACAGAAAAGACCAAAAUUAAAUUAGAAAAAAGCAAUAAGAAAAAAAACAAAAAUGACAGUGACAACGUGGCACAGUACACAGAAAAAUCUCCUGCGAUACAAAAUGAAGAAAAAAGGAAGAAAGAGGAUCCAAGUACCCAAAGUUCUUGUUCCAUUGAAGAAAACAAUCCCAAAGUGAAAGACUUGCAAGAACUGAAUCAAUACCUGAACAUUAACAGCCACUUACAACCCUUUGCUGCCUCUUCAUCAGCUCCGAAGUCUGGUCUUGAGAAGAAAAUCAAUGAAGCCAUUUCCUUGGGAGAUAUUGAAACAGCAGUUUCUCUCAGUGACAGACUGGCUACAAGAGAAUUUGGUACAAAAAUUGCUGCAUCAUUUGAUGCCCGAGAAUACUUGAAAAGGAAAAAAGAAGAGGAAAUGUCUGUUAAGGCUAAGAAGAAGAAAAAACUUCCUUGGGGAUUUGAACACAAGCAACGUUGGGAGAUGAAAGGGAACAUGUAG
Messenger RNA from Acanthosepion pharaonis, 573 nucleotides. NCBI's taxonomy places the organism in Eukaryota, Metazoa, Mollusca, Cephalopoda, Sepiida, Sepiidae. The record is from the annotation of a GenBank genome assembly.